UCACAUGAUCCAGACGUUAGUCUUCUUUCUGUAGCGGCGGUGGUAAAGUGUGAGAAGGAGAGCUAAAUUAAACCUCACAGCUAGCAUAUGCGAACACAACGAGUCUAAACUUGUCACCAGAAACCCGGAGACCAACCGGAGCAACAUGACGCAGAUCCGUGGUGUCCAGCCGUGGUGCCUGAGAGUAACGUUGCACUUGAUUUUAGCUGCUGUCCUGCACCAGGGUUUAGCUACAGUAGCCCCGCCCACAACUGCCCCGCCCACUGCUGCGCCGCACAAAGACCCUGGCAGACCCGAGAAAGGAAACUACGUGGUCACCAGAAGCAACGGCACUGCCUGUUUACUGGCAUCCAUGGGUCUCCAGCUCAACAUCACCUUCAACUCUGUCUCCCAAAAUAAGACUGUGCAGGAGGUUGUGAACCUUCAGCCCAACAUGACGAAGCCCUCUGGAUCAUGUGACUCGGACAGAGCCUCCCUGCUGCUCAUGACUGAUGCAGAGAAGACCAACCUCACCUUCAUCUUCACUCUGAAUGUCACGUCCAACAAGUACCACCUGAGUGAAGUGUCUCUGUCGGCAGACUGGCCUGACAUGAAAGAACCUCUAUCGGCCAAUAACCGCAGUCUGGACUACCUGCGGGGCACCUUUGGGUUCUCGUACAUGUGCCACGAGGAGCAAACUCUGAGUGUGGCCCCGGAUUUCUCCAUCAACACCUUCCAGUUGCAGGUGCAGCCCUUCGGCCUCACCGGAGAUCAGUUUGGAGCAGCUGAGGAAUGCCAGUUGGAUCAAGAUGACAUGCUGAUCCCCAUCAUAGUCGGCGCCGCUUUAGCCGGUCUCGUCCUCAUCGUGCUGUUGGCUUACCUCAUUGGCAGGAAGAGGAGCCACGCUGGCUACCAGACCAUCUGAGGUCACUCAUGUUCCCAGAGGCCAGAGCGUGCUAUCCUUAAGAUUAACCACUGUUUUAUGAGACUUAACCCCCCCUCUAUCCUGUCAUCCUCCCUCUGUCUGUGUGUGUGUGCUGUUCUUUGCCCUCAUCAGUAACACUAGUCAUUAUCACUUUGUGGAGGUUGAUGUGCUCUUUCUGAACUGAUGAAAGAAAAACCUACCGGUACGACAUGAGGCAGGGGAUGGAUGUUGAGCAGAGGGUCCAUGAGAGUUCUCACAUUGUGUUGUACUAUUUAUGAUUUCUGUCAAAGAAAUUUUGAGGGAUUGUGUGAUUUUGAGGGAAAGCUACUGUAGCUUUUCUUACUGUUCAUCUGCUUUGGGGCGGCCAUUUUUUUUUCUUUUUUUUUUUUUUGUGAUCUUCCCCCGAAAUGAGGUUUAUUUAUAAAGGGAAUAUUUUUUGCUGUCACUUAAUCCACUUCAGACGGUGUUUCUUUUAUUCAGGCAACUCAACAUUUAGCCCAAGUUUGCAGAUUUUAUGUUAACAUACUAAAAUCGCAGUAACCUAAUCUUAAAAAGGACAUGCGAGGAGUAGUUGAGAUGCAUUUUUGAAUUAAUUUUGUUCCUUAGAUUACUGAUAACAUGUCCCGUUAUUUCCCUCUUAAAGGUACACAACUUGUUUUGUGUGGAGACUGCACAAGCUAAAGUUUUCAUCUUUGUACGAUAACUGUUUUCUUUUUUACUUAAUUUAAAAGAAUAAUUUAACACUUUGUGAAAUGGGCUCAUUCGAUUUCUUUCUGAGUUGGAUGAGAAGAUGAAUGCCACGCUUAAGAUAGUCAGCUAACCGCUAGCUUAGCACAAAGACUGGAAAGAUAAAAGAAAUCAGCCUGCCAGCAGCUCUAAAAAUGACGAGUUUAAAACAUUGGACAUGUAACCCCCCAGAAAACAACAAGGCAACAUGUUUGCAAACCAGCUUUAAUGUGUUUAUUGGUGAGCUUCAGGGGGUGCUGGUUGGCAUAUAUAUAAAUUUUCUCAUUUUUUUUUUUUUACCUACCUUUGACAGAGCCAUGCUAGCUUGUUUCCAGUCUUCAUGCUAAGAUAACUGUCUCCUGGCUCUAUUUUCAGACAUGAGUGGCUUGAAUCUUAUCUAACUCUGGGCACAAAUGUGGAUUUCCCAACAUGUCAAACUAUUUGAUGAGGGAUAGUAGCCACUCUUUUGGAGUCUGUUACAAUGUUCCAACAGGAGUUGCAAUCAAUCUGAAAAACACUUCAGGUUGCUUUGGUGGAUGAACAAAGCUCAGGACAUCUCUGUAAGAGUGUAAUAGAAGUAUUCAAGUCCACUGGGUGUUUUUUUUUUUUUUUUUUUUUCUUUUCCCCCUCCCCUGAAUAUGGCCCCACUUGGGAUUUUGUCUUGCAGAAGGGAAGAAGUUGCAGUAAAGUUAUCUCAAAUAGCCCCCAGUAAGGACUAAAGUGGCCAAAAUAAUGUGGUCAGUGCCUUCCCAGCUGCAUAGAUGGGAUUAAAGUAAAGCCAAUACCACAGAGGUACUCGCUCACUGAUGCUGUGCUGCCAUGCCUGGGAUGCUGUCUUUGUGUCUCACAUAGCCUUCAUGUACUGUUACUACCAUACAUUGUUUGAUAUUGUAGCAGAAAGUGCAGAUGUCUGUUUUUUUUUUUUAUAGUUUUUUUUUUUUUAAUGUUUUUAUCCUGUGAUCUAAAUGUCCAUGUAGUGAUUUUAAUUUAUUAGUUUGAGCUGUUUUCUAAAGGAGGGGUCAAUAAAAGUGAAUGAACGAGA
Messenger RNA from Anarrhichthys ocellatus (wolf-eel), 2672 nucleotides. RefSeq names its product lysosomal associated membrane protein 1b (gene lamp1b). The record is from RefSeq and is a predicted model, not a curated record. The coding region runs from base 146 to 904 and encodes 252 amino acids. Lineage: Eukaryota; Metazoa; Chordata; Actinopteri; Perciformes; Anarhichadidae. Gene Ontology annotation, biological process: establishment of protein localization to organelle. Gene Ontology annotation, cellular component: lysosomal membrane; late endosome membrane; plasma membrane. The transcript has 7 exons.